AUGGCAACUUUGUAUACAGCACAAACCGGUAAUGGCAGAAAGCCCUUAAUUUUAGUAAAGUUACUCAAUGCUCCCAUUAAAGUCCACCUUUUUGACUGGCCCACCGACGAAAUCAAAAGCGACCUGUACUUGAAAUUAAACCCCAAUGGAUUGGUUCCAACUUUAGUUGAUGAGGAAGUUGGCAGCAUCUUUGAAAGCAAUGCCGUUUUGGAAUACAUUGCGGCAAAAUACGACAAGGAAGGCAAAUAUAGCUACAAAGAGCAAGACAAUUACAAAUUAUACUGGCACCAAAAGGAAUGGUUAUAUUUCCAAGCAGCUCAAUUUGCAGCACACACAUUGUCUCGAGGUGUCUAUUAUAGCCAAAUCAACCCCGAUGACGAUUUCACUACGAGGGAUGUUUUGGAGAAUUUUGCCAAAUUGUAUGGCGUCAUUGAAGGUCAAUUGGAGAAGAAUGGAUCUGGUUGGUUGAUUGGCGAUAAGUUUACCAUUGUUGAUAUUGCAUUUGCCACGGGUAACCAUAGACGUAUUGAAGUGUUUACUGGAACUGAUUACGAAAUUAAAGAUUUCAAUGAAAAGUACCCCCGAGUCGUAAAAUGGUAUGAAAAUGUUUUGGCCAUUGAUGGUGUCAAAGAUGUACUUAAGUAA
Molecule: messenger RNA, 645 nt
Organism: Lodderomyces margitis
Lineage: Eukaryota; Fungi; Ascomycota; Pichiomycetes; Serinales; Debaryomycetaceae
Gene: GST3
Product: Gst3p
Exons: 1
Coding region: 1-645 (214 amino acids)
Source: RefSeq, a predicted model, not a curated record